AUGUAUGUUUAUGGAGGAUAUGAAGUUAAUGAAGGUAUUUUGAGUGAUUUUUAUUCAAUGGUAAUAAAAAAUGCAUAAUCAUAUAAAUGGGAGAAAAUUUCAAACAAAGGAAAUAAACCUUAUCCUGGCCCUUUAAUGAGACAUACGGCAGUUGUUUUUUAAGAUAAAAUGUACAUAUUUGGUGGAAAUAAAUAAUCUCUUAAAUCUACAAAUGAUAUAUGGACUUAUGAUUAUAUAUACGAUGAAUGGCAAAAUGUUGAACCUAAAGAUUAGAUUAAACCUCUAGAAAUAGAUUCUCAUUGCGCUACUGUAGAUGAUACAAGGGCUUGUAUGUAUAUUUUUGGAGGCUUUUCAAAUGCAAGAAAUGGAGGGUAUUAGGAUAAACUGUGGUAAUUUAAUUUUGAUUCAUUUAGUUGGUAAGAAAUAGGAGAGCAAUCUAAAUAAAAACCUAGCAAAAGAGCAGGAGCCAGUAUUACUAUUUUAGGAUAAGCUAUAUAUAUGUUUGGAGGAACAAUUGUUGAUAAGAAAUUUAAUGAUAUUUGGAAAUUCAAUACUCAUGAAAAUUAAUGGGAACAAAUAGAAAUUUAAGAAAAUUCAAUAUAACCUGAAACAAGAAACGGACAUAUUUUAAUUAAUUUUAAAGAUAAUUUAAUAAUUUUUGGAGGUAUACAUGAUAUAACUCAUGAAAAAAAUGAUUUAUAUGUAUUUGCUCCUCAUAAUAAAUAAUGGCAUAUAAUUGAUGAUGAUAUUUCCCAUAUUUAAAAAAGAGAGGAUGAAAAUAAUAAUACUUCGUGUAUGCCAUUUUAAGAUAAUGCUAAAAACUUAAGUGCGGAUUAAACAUUAAAUACAUCUAAAUUGAAUUAUGAAGAAAACCAUAAUUUAUUAAAUAAAUAAUAACAUAGUUCUAAUAAAUAACUAAAAAAUUAUAGCUUUAUGGGUUGUACUCCUAUAUUUAAAAAAAAUUAUAAAAGUAUACUUAAAGGAAAUGAUACUAAUAUUAUUAUUAAGGAAGUACAUAAUACUUCUAAAAAUAUAAAUUAAAUGAAGGAAAAUAGAAAAAAAAAAUUCUAAAUAAAAAAAAGAAAUCUUUUAUAAGAAUUUGAACUAAAUGAAACUGAAAAAUUAACAUUUAGAAAUAAUUCACCAACUACUGAAACAAUGAAAAAUAGUAUAGUUUCAGUAGGAAACCCUAUAGGUAAAAAUAAGAACUCUUUAAAGAUUUAAGAUUAAAGCAAAACUAAUAUAUAGUAAUAAUUCGAUUUUAAAUAAAAUAAAGUUAUGGGUAGAAGACCAUGUGCUAGAGAUGGACAUUCGGCAAUAAUAUGUGAUAAUUAAUGCUUUAUUUUUGGGGGAGAUAGGCAUUUAAUGGCCUAUAAUGAUAUUUACAUUGUUGAUUUAGAUAAAAUAAUAAAUUCAUUACUUUCAUGA
Messenger RNA from Ichthyophthirius multifiliis, 1428 nucleotides. Its product is annotated as kelch motif family protein, putative. Gene Ontology annotation, molecular function: protein binding. The record is from RefSeq and is a predicted model, not a curated record. Lineage: Eukaryota; Ciliophora; Oligohymenophorea; Hymenostomatida. The transcript has 6 exons.